AUGUUUUUAUUCUAUAAUCGAGCUGUUUUAGUUCAGCACUCAUGCACCGUCAGGAUUCUGCUCACAAACAGAUGUUACUCAGCGUCUCCGGUCAGACUGGGUGCUCUGCAGAGGCUAAAUGAGAAGUGUGAGCAGUUUUUGGAGCAGAGAUUUCCUCACAUUUCUGUCCUGUAUCGAACCCUCAUGAGAGGAUUCCAUCUCUUGUUUGAAGAUGUGAAAGAAGUCAGAAGGAUAAAGCGGGUCAUGCGCACCAGUAACGUCCAAUUUAAAGAGCUGCCAUAUCGAGACAUGGAGAGACUCGUCCUGUUUCGGAGGGACAUGGUUAAAGCUGUUUCACUGCUGGUGAUCUCGAUUCCUCCGUUCGCCAUCGGCUUCGUUUUCCUCCUGAUGUGCCUUUUUCCACGCCAGCUGCUUUUUCGACAUUUCUGGACCCCUCAGCAGCAGAAGAAGUACCAGGCUAUCGACCAUGCGAAACGUGCCCAGUGCCAUGCAGAGAUUCUAAAAAAUAUCAUCAGUGUGGUGCCUAGUGUUAGCGGGUGGCGCCAGCGUACCAUUCUUCUCAACCUGUGCUCCAAGGUUCAGACCGGGACCCGUCCGAGUUUAUCCGAACUUCAGGCUGUACGAGAGAUCUUCUGCUCUCCUCCUCUGGAAUUAAACUCACUAGAACCAGGCAGUCUGAGAUCUUUGGGUUCUCAGCUGCCCAUCAUGGUUUGGUUUCCGAGUUUCAUAACGCGAAGGCGACUCGUCACCAAAGCUCUGGAGCUGCUCUACCUGGACCGCGCGAUGAAAAACCUCGGGCUGGAUCAGCUCAGUGAGGAGCAGAAGAGACAGGCGUGUGAUCUUCGAGGAUUAAAUCCAAGCGAUCUCAGUUCCGGUCAGUGUCGAGACUGGCUUCAACAGUGGCUGCAGCACUCAGCACAGAUCCAAGAAACAGAAACGUCUUUGUUCCUGCACAGCAUGGCACUGCUGACCCUCAACUACCCACCCGUCCCAGAGUGAAGCAGAAACUGGAGCUGGCACGGUCGCGUUUCUUCCACUUCCUGUUUACUUCAGAAUAACCACUUCACCUCUUUUCCUUUGUAUAGUUUACUCACCAGCAGAAACGCCGAUUUAAGAAUUUCUCAUUGUGAUUCUGAUGUAUGAUAUGAUGAUGAUUCUGUCGUUGUUGCCAUGUUUGUUCUGACAGGAUGUGAUUUGGGACCACGUGUAAGUCUUGUACUCAGAAUGGUGCACAACUGUGUUUGUGGAACAAUCAGCAUGGUUUUGGAACCAAAACAAACAAAAAAAAGGGAACAACACAUAUUAAGGACAGAAUUGUCCAAGCCAAUUUUAUUUUAUUUCUGUAAUAUAGAAGUGGUUGUGCACUUUAUAUUUUUUUGUUAUAAGUUUUAUGUCUUAUAUUUUAUAUUAUAUGUUUGGACUGCAGUUUUUCAGUCUGUACAGUUUCAUUUGUUAUUCUCAGGUUCUUCUCUCUGCAUUACACUAUAUGGUGUAAAUAAUCUAUAAAAGUGCUUUUUUAUUUGUUACAUUAGUUUACCACAAUUCUGCCUUUUAUUUCCACUUCACAGGUCAUUUUCUGCAUCUGUUUACAGUACAGGACCGUAAAAGCAGACUUUGUAUGCCAAUGUAAAUAGAAAUAUAUAUAAUAUA
Molecule: messenger RNA, 1650 nt
Organism: Trichomycterus rosablanca
Lineage: Eukaryota; Metazoa; Chordata; Actinopteri; Siluriformes; Trichomycteridae
Product: LETM1 domain-containing protein 1-like
Exons: 9
Coding region: 1-999 (332 amino acids)
Cellular component (GO): mitochondrial inner membrane
Molecular function (GO): ribosome binding
Source: RefSeq, a predicted model, not a curated record